Lineus longissimus is the source of this 3188-nucleotide messenger RNA. Its product is annotated as myrosinase 1-like. Gene Ontology annotation, molecular function: beta-glucosidase activity. NCBI's taxonomy places the organism in Eukaryota, Metazoa, Nemertea, Pilidiophora, Heteronemertea, Lineidae. Bases 226 to 1677 code for a protein of 483 amino acids. The transcript is spliced from 9 exons. Gene Ontology annotation, biological process: carbohydrate metabolic process. The record is from RefSeq and is a predicted model, not a curated record.
CCAAAAUGGCGCCGAGCAAGCCAGCUGAAAAUCGAUCGAUAUUUCACGAUUUAAGGCCAAGGUCACUAUUCCGAAUGCGCUGCAACUGAAGACGGGUAUCAUGUAGCUGCUAUACAUGGCAUUUUCCGAUAGAAAACUAGCGGCAGUUAAAGCUGGUGUGGUAGGACUUGUCUCGCUUCUGAGAUUAUUCACAGCAAGGUAAGGUCACGUUAAAGCAUCCCCGGAAUGGACGCCGAGCCGUAUCUCAAGGGAAAGUUCCCAGAAGGCUUCGCUUGGUGCACAGCAACUUCCGCGUAUCAGGUUGAAGGAGGAUGGAAAAAAGGAGGAAAGGGUCUGAGCGUGUGGGACACAUUCACUCACAGCCCAGGCAAGAUCAAGAAUGGCGACACCGGCGAUAUAGCAUGUGAUAGUUAUAACAAAUGGAAAGACGAUGUGGACAUGUUGAUCAAUAUGGGAGUUACCCAUUAUAGAUUUUCCAUCUCCUGGCCUCGUAUCCUCCCAAGCGGCAAGAAGGGCCAUCUCAACCAAGCCGGUGUCGAAUACUAUAACAAUCUAAUUGACGCUUUGAUCGAGGCGAGUAUUAUCCCUGUGGCCACCCUCUACCACUGGGAUCACCCUCAGGCCCUAGAGGACCUCGGAGGGUGGCUGAAUAAGGACAUGGCAGAUUACUUCAACGACUAUGCUAGGAUAUGUUUUAGGGAAUUUGGAGAUAGGGUAAAAUGGUGGAUAACAAUAAAUGAACCUGGUAUACUCAUCCGAUUUGGUUACAUAUACGGUACAUUCCCGCCCGGGUUUAAAAGCAACCCAGGGACCCAUCCAUACACUGUUGGAAAGGUCAUGCUGAUGGCUCAUGCAAAGGCUUGGCAUACUUACGACGAUGAAUUCAGACGCCGACAAAAAGGAAGUAUUUCUAUGUGUCUACACUCCAUGUGGGCCGAGCCCGAGGACCCUCGAAGCGUGUUAGACCAGGAGGCAGCAAGACGACACUUAGAGUUUGACCUUGGUUGGUUCGCACAUCCGAUCUAUGGUGGAGGAGGCUACCCGAAAGAGAUGGAGAGACAAAUUGAAAGGAAAUCCAAAGAACAAGGCCUUAAAAAGUCGCGAUUACCCAGACUGACAGAAGAAGAAGUUCUCUAUAUCAAGGGUACUUCUGACUUCUUUGCACUCAACCACUACACCACAAGAUUAGUCAAACAUAAAAGUACACCAUCGAACCAACCACAUUUUGAACUUGACAAGGACGAGGAGACUUCUGUGGAUGAAGACUGGUUAAGUCCCAACGAAGCGGGAUCAUGGAUAAAGGAAGUGCCAACAGGAUUACGCCGGCUUCUUUGCUAUAUCAAACGAGAGUAUGGUAACCCUGAGGUGUUCAUAACGGAAAAUGGAACAGCUGACCCAGGGAAUGUCCUUGAUGACACGGGAAGGAUACGAUAUAUUAGAAGUUACUUGGACCAGGUAUUGAAAGCUAUCAAGUGGGACGGUUGCAAGGUCAUUGGAUACACAGCAUGGUCGCUUAUGGAUAAUUUCGAGUGGUCUGAAGGAUAUACGGAGCACUUUGGAUUACACAGUGUGGACUUUGACGACCCUGAGAGAAAAAGGACUGCAAAAGCAUCGGCUCUAUUCUACGCCGGGAUCAUUAGAAAAAAUGGAUUUCCUGAGAUUGAUUUCGAUUUGUAGAGCAAUAAGUGUUCGAAAAUGCUACUGAUGUCUGAUCUUGCAAGGACUUGGGUGGAAUGAUAACACUGUCAGUGAUGCAUAAUUGGUCUAUGUUCGUCUCAGGAAGCUGUCUGAAAUCCAUUCGUGGGAUGGUUUCUGGGUAUUGCCGAGAAACAUGGGUCUUGAUAGAAGUAGAACAAAAGCUGCGAGCGAAGCAAUUAGGCCCCCCUAUAUUAAUGAUCUAAAAACAAUGCAAAGCGUUCGCUCAAAGGCUCAUUACAGUCAUAGAUCUUCAUGUCGUAACUAGUGUUAUCCUUUGACCUUAUGCCCCUUUAGCGUUUCCUGCCAAAUUACAACCUUAUUUUCAAGGUUUUUGAGCAGCAGCUGUAGAGAAAUCAAGCCUUUGUCACAAUUGUCUAUAUUGUUGUCAAUUCUUAAACACCUUGGUCUAUACAAUACAAGGUGGAAGUUGCAGUCUUUAGCAUAAGUGUAGCGCUAGCUUUGUAAAAUCAAAAUGCCGCCAUUAGCUGCCAGAUCUUCCCACCGCAAAUUUAACAGCAACAAGCGAAACGUGACACAAGUGGUUUGAGACGAACCUUUUCAACCUACCGGUAUUGAUAUACGAGAAGACGCCUGAACUAGUAGCAUCACCAAUUGGCACAUUUCAGGUCUGUCGUUAAGUGUAUCAGCAAUAUGUCAAGUUUGGCCUAAUGACUGUUAAGGAGAUUACUUAGGUCUCCAUAGGAAUGGAACCGGUAUUGAUAUCACGGAACUAAAAGGAUUGUUGCAUAUGGACCUAUUUAGGGUCGGUGUUAACAGUGAUGUUCCCUGUCAGUAUUUAUGCAGUGUUUAUGUUCAAUGAGAACUUCAGUGUAAUUUUAUGUAAUUCGAUGAAACAAGAGGUAUGCAACAGAUACGUGUUAAAUGUACAUGUACAAGUCGUUAUCUACAUUCAUUUGAUGCUGUAUUCCAGUAAUUUGUUGUGAUGUUGAUGUAUCACUAGGCGACAUUCGACAAAAAUAAAGGUAUUCAAGUGCCAUGCCAGACGGCAAAAUGUGUUAAGUGACACCUACUCGAGAAUUUGCCCCACCAAAAAAUCACACUGUCAGAUGAUCGAUCAAACUGUCAGAUGAUCGUUUACUACUCGAUUGCAAACAUGGAAAAGAAAGGUUUGGGCCUUGACCACCGUUAUCGACGCAGUUUUCCAAUGAUGGUAUUUUUUAUGCUGAUCCUAACCAACAUCAAUUCUUAACCAAUUAUCUAUACGGUGAACGCAAUGGCCCUUGGCCGUUUCAUUAAUAAACCUUUUUGGUACAUGUAUUGUGCUCAGUUUAUCAUAUUAUUUGCAUGCAAAUCCAUGUAUUACAUGUAUUAUUUUAAAAGUUGACCAUUGGCGAGAUUGUCUAUUAUUAUGUACAGUAUUCAUAUAGGUUUCAUUCAUAUAGUGUCUAUAUCAUGUUAUGUAGUACUUAGAGAAACGUGCGACUAAUAACUUUAUGUUUCACGGAAGCAGGGAAACAUGGGAAACAAGA